AUUAAGCUUAUAAUUGACACAGAAAUCCAAAAACUCGUGAGGUGGAAAGUGGAAUGAUGAAUAAUGUCUCAAUGUUAUGUUUUCGUGUGUGUCUUCAUAAUCUUAUCAAUAAGUUUUAAAUCAACUUUGUCCUCUUUAACCGAUGUUACAUUAGAAGCUUUUGGAGCUAAUUCUAAUGGUGUCAUUGCGGCAUUUGGUGAUUUUAAUGCUGAUAAAAACAUCGAUAUUUUUGUCAUCACAAAUGGAGGAGCCAGUGUCCAAGUCCUUCUCACGUCCAUGGAAGAUGAGCCAUUUAAAAGUGUCACUUUGUUAAAAAACAGCAGCAGCAUUGGAAUAAUCAGCAAUGUUGUUCCUGCAGACUUUGAUGGUGACACACAGAUGGACUUGUUGGUGACUUGCAGAGUUGAUAGUAUGCCACAUGGUGUUCAAGUUCAAAUAUACUGGGGUGUCCUGACUACCGAUAGUCUUGUACCUGAGCCAUUGACGUUAUCAGGAAACUUUGAUGACCAGCCUCUGUUAUUGGAUGCUAAUGGUGAUCUCAUACCAGAUCUUCUUGGCGAGCAGGAUGGACACUCUUACUAUUGGAUAUUUAAUGAGGGAGACAGAGGAAAUGUUACCAAGCAUUUGGCCUCCUCUGUAAAACACAGUGUGACCAAACCUCAGUCCAGCGGCUUUGUGGAUAUGGACGGUGACCUGGCGGCCGAUAUAAGUUUAGUGACUGACGAGGGCAUUGAACAGUUGGAUAAUGUGCAUGGAGUGUUCCACAAUAGCCAUCCUAUUUUUACCUACCCAUCAGGGAUGAAGAAUGGGAACCGAGGUCAGGCCACAUAUGUGGAUGUUGAUGCAGACAGCAAGAUGGAUGUGCUGAUGCCGAGCUGUGUUGGAGAUAGUUGCGACAUCUGGGUUCUUUCCAAGCUUGAGUGGCAUAAACUUGGUGUCAGCUUUGACUCAGGGGGUGGAACCAUGUGGAGUUUUGUGACCCCCGAGAAGAACCCUAAAGGAAUGGAACGGUUACCUGUCACUCUGAGGUCGGGCGACUUUGACCUGGAUGGUUUCCCUGAUCUACUGGCUGUACUCCAGCAUCCAAACACUGAUGGGGAGGUGUUCCAGAGGGCGUACAUCCUACUGAAUGUGGGGUGUAGUGGAGCAGGGUGUGAGAUGUUCCCCAGAACGUACCGUGUGUCGUGGACUACCACAUUACAUGAUCACUCAGACAGAGCUGUACUUGCGACUUUCUUUGAUUACCAGGAAAAUGGUAUUUUGGAUAUUAUGGUGACAACUUAUAACAGUAAGAAUGGGUACCAGACUCACCUGAUGCAGCACACGUUUGAACAAGAUGCCUGUUUUAUAAAAGUGAUGGUGGCCAGUGGAGUUUGUUCCGAUAACUGUCCGGCUCACAGAAAGCCGUAUGGUAUCAAUCAGCCUGGUCCAGCGGCCAAGUUUUCUACACUGGACACUAAUGGUGAUGCUCAGGUCGGCACAGCCACCCAGUUAACACAGUCGGCAUACUUCUCCCUACAGCAGCCCUACAUUGUGUUUGGCCUUGGACAGACGCCCAACUUUGUUGACAAGUUGUACAUCGGCAUUCCACAUCCUAACGGCACAGACGUCAGGACAAGAAGCUGGUCCUCUGUCAUACCAAACUCUCAACUUAUCAUCAUACCUUACCCACAUGACGAACCAUCAAGCUGGUCAAACAAGCUUUUUGUGACCCCCAGCAAACUUGUGCUGUUGACUGGUGCUGCCCUCUUGGGGACAUGUGGUUUCCUAGCGAUGAUGGUGGGAAUUCUACACUGGCGAGAGAAGGUCGAAGACAAAAAAGAGAAAUUACAAGAUGCCCACAAGUUUCACUUUGACGCUAUGUAAGCAUGUCAACACAAUGGAAAUCAUCCUCCUGAUCACCAUCCUGAUGGUUGAUCACCAUCCUGAUCACCAUCCUGCCAGUUUUACUGUGUUUUCAGUGGAACACCUUUUAUUUGGAGUCUGAGCCAGCAAAGAGCAUUUGUAGACUUACAUGUCUUACAUCUCAUUAUGUUUCAUCUAAUAAGACUAUUUUACGUUACACAUUUUUUUUUGAUGAAGAUCUAGAUUUGGAAUGCAAAUAUCCAGGUUAAUGAGUGCAAUAGCUGGCAUAGAAACUGUUCCAAAGAAUGAGUGUCUUAAUUGUGAAUUUUCCAAAUUAACAGAACUCAUAUUAAUGUGUUACUACCACAUGCCUAAAUUGUUUUUCCUACAUUUGUAACAAAAAAAAUUAAGGGCAAUUAUGGACUAACUUGUACAGGAGGGCAGAAGUAACGUAUAUAUAAAAAUGUGUGGGUGGUAUGAUAGUCUUUUGUAAGAAUUUCUUUCAUAAUGUACAGGAGGAGUAAACUGGUAUAGGAACAUAUGAAUCCUAUUUAUAAUCUUAUUUACAUCCCGACAUUGGAUGGGUGAUAUGGGUAUGUCACCUGUUAUGUUAUUUACUUUUGAACAAGACAAACUCAUUUCCAGUGAUGUUUAUUAUAUGCAGAGCUUCCUCCUUGAUAGCUGUUUGUUUUCUUCUUUAUUACAUAAUAACAAGCGAUGAAGACAUUCCUCUUUCUCUGUGAUAGGUCUAUGUGAAGUGAGUGAGUUGUGUGUGUAUUAACAAUGAUUUGUGAUGCAGGUUUAGAUGUUUAUUAGUCAAAAAGCCAAAAUUAUGUGUAAAGCACUUUGUUCUAUGACACAAGUUUAGGUGCAAGGUAGACAAAUUGAUUGAGUUGUGUGCGAAUUACAAUACAUUGUAUUCAAUGGACGCAAGUUUAGACUUAUGGUAGUCAUAUUGUCCCAAUCUUGCGUGAGGUUUGACAUGUGGUAUAAUAUAGUUUAUGUCUGUGUUUAAAAACAUGUUACCUUUCACCUUUAUUUUUGUUCUUGUUCUUCUUGUGACAAGCCACGUUUUCUGCUGAGAUUAAUGUUGAAAUGUGCCAGACACUUUCUGACAAGUCAGAGCACAGCCCUUGAUCACAAAACUUCAUUACUUAAAGAAAUCUUUCAAUCUUCUUAAGGGCGAUUACUUCCUAAAUAUUAAUUGUUUAAGUAACAGGAUACACUGAAUGAAUUGAAGAUAAUCAAAAUGUGUAACAGUAAAAUAUAUAAAUUAAGAACAUGAUUCUUGGAGUUCAGUUUUCGUGAUACCAGGCAUACUGGUUGAAAUGAUCGUCAUAAUCAUUUUAACAGUUUUAAUUAUUUUGUGACAUGUACAAUAACACAUCUCGUCUAAGUAUCUCUGGAUAAAUAUUUACAUGAGACAUGGAUCUGAUUUAUUGUUCCCACAAACUGAGGUGAAAAUAUACGUGCUUUAUUCUGUAUAACAGGUAUUUUUCAUAAACACCUUAUUUUGUGUUUGCUUGCUUGAUGAUGAAUUUGCAAAAAUGGAACCAAAACUUUUCAUCAAACAAAAAAUACUGCACAUGAUAGCAUGGCGAUAAAAAUGGAAAAACUUAAAAGUUAAAAUUUGAAUUUGAACAAAGUUUGCAUCAGUUCCAUCAUGUGCUGUAUAACAAAUAAUUUUCCAAGAAAUGAUCAUAUGAAAACCUGUAUACCAAUAUUGCCUGUAGAGAGGGGUGGUUGUAUCACUGCCCUGAGUGCCCUCUGUUUGUUAAUCCUGCCGUCUGUCGUCUGUCGUUUUAGUUUACAUGUAUAUAUAUUUAUUACAUACAACAUACGUUUUUGUUGAAGUCUUUACAAGAUGCUUUAUUUGUAUGUCAGUGGUUACAUGAGCAUGCACAAUAUGCUAAUAUUUAUAUGUGUACAAGGUCGGUUGCUUUGUGACUUUGAAAUUAAUCUUGUUUAUCAAUUACUUUUUAAUGACAAUAAUAAAUAUUUAUUUGACCAAAAA
Mizuhopecten yessoensis (Yesso scallop) is the source of this 3859-nucleotide messenger RNA. RefSeq names its product T-cell immunomodulatory protein-like. The record is from RefSeq and is a predicted model, not a curated record. The coding region runs from base 64 to 1866 and encodes 600 amino acids. The transcript has 17 exons. Gene Ontology annotation, cellular component: plasma membrane. Lineage: Eukaryota; Metazoa; Mollusca; Bivalvia; Pectinida; Pectinidae.